Molecule: messenger RNA, 2763 nt
Organism: Leptonychotes weddellii (Weddell seal)
Lineage: Eukaryota; Metazoa; Chordata; Mammalia; Carnivora; Phocidae
Source: RefSeq, a predicted model, not a curated record
UUUCUGGAAGAUCCAGAAGUUCUUAAUCUCUUUUUGUAUCAUGAACCUCUUUGCCCCUCCGGAGAAGUCCCUGGACCCCUCCUCAUACUAGUAUUUUUAAGAACAUGAAGGAUUACAAAAGAACUCAAUUAUAUUGAAAUACAGUUAACAGAGCAUGAAACAAAUUAGUGAUAAAAUUAUCUGUAUGUUUUUUACAAUUAAUGCACCAAAUAGUAAGACCUAGGGCCAGGCCCGGUAACUGGCAGAGGUUCAAAGUUGUUACAAGCAUGAAUGACUUUGACAAUGUUUGCCUGGCUGUGAUGUGGUGUGAAAACAUCUGUAAUUUCUAUUGGUGACUAAGUCCUAUGGCUUAUGCCACAUUGGUUUGUUGCUUCCAUUUAUAAUGGAAGGAAAGGCCAAAUUUCUCUUAGAGGCUAGUAAGCAUUAAAAUACUUUUUUCCUGGACCACGUGGGAAGGAGUCCAAGAACCUCGGGCUCAAAAACACGCCUGCGUCUUCCUGCCUCGCCAGUCCUUUAUGAGACUGUGUCCUCUGUGCACCAUCUUGUGACUGUUCCUUCAGAGGACAUGUGGCAGAGCGUUCCAGGCACCGACCGGGAGCCCAGGGCUCUGGACUGGGAUCUGCUGCCCGCCAGCCCUUGAGCAGUGAAGUCGUUUCAAGGCUCUUAGCUUCAGCCUCCUCAUUCUUCACAGAAGUGGUUAAGUCUGAACUGCGUGUGAGAAAGUAACUUGGAAAAUGUAGUUUAAUGUCCCAGGUGGUGACCAGAGGCAGCUACUCUGUUGCAAGAUGGCGGUGUUGACACCAGCUCAGAGGCCAUGGAGUACCCAGUUCCAGCCAAUGAAGGCUCUGCUCAAGCACGAAUCUCUGGGCUCCCAGGCCUCAGCAGACAGGGUUCUCCAGGUUCCUGGGCUUGCCCCGGGAGGGCGCUGCAGAGGAGACGCAGUGGUGGCUGCCAGGCUGCCCUCAGAGCCCCAGGGCUUGCUGAAAACGGAAGACGUGGCCCUGGCUUUCUCCCCUGCAUGGACACAGCUGGAUUCACCUCGGGGGAGCUUCCACAGAGAUGAAAGGCAGGAGAACUGUGGCGGCCUGACCCCCCUGGGUGGUAACAUGCAGGCUGAGAUCACGGACCUGCCCCCAGAUGAGGAACAUCCAGGACAAGAGCCUGGGGAAAUACCGUGCCACUUGAGUGAAGACAUUGCCCAGAUUCCUGCCUGUGUAGAAGCUGGUGAACAGGAGGGCAGGUUACCAAGAAAGCAGAAAAAUGCCACAGGAAGUAGGCGGCACUAUUGUCAUGAAUGUGGAAAGAGUUUUGCUCAGAGUUCGGGCCUGACUAAACACAGGAGAAUCCACACUGGUGAGAAACCCUAUGAAUGUGAAGACUGUGGCAAGACCUUUAUCGGGAGCUCUGCCCUCGUCAUCCAUCAGAGAGUCCACACUGGGGAGAAACCAUAUGAGUGUGAAGAAUGUGGCAAGGUCUUUAGUCACAGCUCAAACCUUAUCAAACACCAGAGAACCCACACUGGGGAGAAGCCCUAUGAGUGUGAGGACUGUGGGAAGACCUUCAGCCAGAGCUGCAGCCUCCUAGAACAUCACAAAAUCCACACGGGGGAGAAGCCGUAUGAGUGCACCCUGUGUGGUAAAGCUUUUAGGCGGAAUUCACACCUCCUGAGACACCAGAGGAUCCAUGGCGAUAGAAACGUGCAGGAUCCUGAACGUGGAGAGACCUGGGAGAGUCAGGGGAGGGUGGAAGGCCAGUGGGAAAAUGUUGAGGCUCCCGUGUCUUAUAAAUGUAACGAGUGUGAGAGAAGUUUCACUCGGAACAGAAGCCUUAUUGAACACCAAAAAAUCCACACUGGUGAGAAACCCUAUCAGUGCGACACAUGUGGAAAAGGCUUCACCCGAACUUCAUACCUUGUUCAACAUCAGAGAAGCCACGUCGGAAAAAAAGUUCUAUCACAGUGACCCACGUCGUACGUGGCAGAGUUGGUGCUCAUUCCUCAUUGAACCGAAGCCACCCGCAGGCCUUCCUGACCACAGAAACUGGGCUGGGCUUUAUUGACCACUUCCCAUCAUCUUGUGUUAGAAGACACAGAGUCUGGCUGAGAUGGAUUCUCUUCUACAUUCUAGAAGGUGGCUGAGGAACAGCUUAUUUGAUGGGAGGCUACAGGAGAGUUGUCUGGAAGGGGUAGGACCUGAAAUGUUUAUUCUCACCUACUAGACUGAAAUGGGCUUCCAGACUGGCUAACCACCUCCAGCCAGCACUUUAUGAUGUCUUGUGGGCAAAAGGCUGUGCCUGUAAAGAAUCCUCCAUCAGCUGGUCUGAUCCGUGACAUCUUACACUCCCCACUGUGCCUUGAACACAGGUGCUGAUAAACAUUCAUUAAAUGUAACCGUGAGAUGACCCUAUAGCUCUGGAUAUGAUAUCAUCUAGACUUCUGAAGAACUUCUCACCAUAGCCUUUUGAGCUUGUGUCUAAUUCUGAGGUUCUAGAUUCUGAGUUAAUCUAGCACAUUUUUUUGCAGAUCACAUAAGAUUGGCGGGUUGAGGGUGAGGUUACUGUGAUAGAAAGAAUCCAAGUUUCUUGACCAGACUAGGCAUUCCAAUGUGAAUACCUUAGGUUCUUCAUCAUGAAAUCACUGUGAAUGUAUGCCAGGCAUGGAAUGCCAUUCUUUAAUAUUGCUACUCUCUGCAGAGAAAAUAUUCCUAUGCAGACAGUGUGAAAAUUAAUCAAAUCAGAAUAAAAUGAUAAGUUCGCUAAUGCUUA